AUGCUUGGACUAACCUCAGAUCACAGCUUGAAAGAUUUUCCUCCAGGGAAACCCAGUAGAGCCAAUAUCGGCAAUAUCUGCAGGAAAACUCGACCAAUUGUUUCAUAUGGUGCCAAGAACCUUCCCCAAACAGGAUUCUCACACCUCAGCAGACAAGGGGACGCCAUUAACAGUUUGGAGGAGGGAUACUCAAGGUGUUGCAAACAGUCUGAGAAACUGCGCUGCGCACUGGAAGCGUGGGAGAAUGCCUUGGAAAAUUUCUGCAAGGUGGAGUUUUCAAUAAAGACCAGUCACUACCACUGCUGCAAGAAGGAUGGCGCAGAGAGGAAGACCUGCUUCAGUGAUGAGGCCCCAAACCCCAACUAUAUCAGCUCUGCUCCCUUGCCGGAGAUUGGCAGUGCAGACAUCCCAUCAGUGCCCAUGCCCCGGAGCCUGAAACCUUGCUCUCCUCACUCAUCUACAUGCCAAAACAAUCCAGAAAGCAAAUACAGGCUUUCAGACCUGGCCUUUCCACCAGGAGAACCAAAAUCCAGCAACAUCCAGAACAUCUGCAAGCUGAGGAAAUACCGCCCGCUGUACUCUGACAAUGACCUGCCCACAAGUGGGUUCGGGCACUUUGUACGUCGGGCUAAAACCAUCUACCGCGUGGAGAACUCAUUCAGAAAAUGCUGCAAGACUGAAGAUGUGGCCUGUGCACACAGCGGGUGGCAGAAGGCUCUGUCCAAGUUUUGCGACAAAGAGUUGGAAGUGAAGACCAAGCAUUAUGAAUGUUGUAAGAAGAACGACCAAGCCAGUAUGAUUCGCUGUUUUGCCACUGAGGCCCCAUUUCCAGAGUAUGACAAGGAGGUGGAGACCCUGAACCUUAGCAAUAUCACAGAGAGCAUCCUGGAGAAGAUCUGCUCAGAGUGCAAGCUCCUCACUAAACAGAAACAGUUGCCUCUUCUGGUAUCGGACAUUAAGGAAUCCUGCUGCGUCCUUCCCCAGGAAAAGAGACUGACAUGUGCACAAGAGCAGAAAGAAAUAUUCAUGAAAACCCUGUGCGGCCCCAAAAUGAACUCUUGGAAGGACACUCAGAAUUGCUGCCGCAAGGACGAGCUGGAGAAGGAGGGAUGUUUCAACGUUUACCUGCAGAACGUCACCGUGGCCAUCUCACAUAGAAUGCAUAGCAUAAAGCUGGAAUAG
Staurois parvus is the source of this 1182-nucleotide messenger RNA. NCBI's taxonomy places the organism in Eukaryota, Metazoa, Chordata, Amphibia, Anura, Ranidae. The record is from the annotation of a GenBank genome assembly.